GUAGCACAGCCCCUCGCCCCAAGCGGCUACAGUCCCCAGUUACGGACUCCCGGAAGUAUUGCUCAGCGCCCCGGAAGCGAUUCCUCGGGCCACGAGCGGCGCUCCGCCUUGCGUUCCGUGUGAGACGUGGAACUGAGCGACGGAUACAGCAAGCGAGAUGCCGGUGGCCGUAGGUCCCUAUGGACAGUCCCAGCCUAGCUGCUUCGACCGUGUGAAGAUGGGCUUUGUGAUGGGUUGCGCCGUGGGCAUGGCGGCCGGGGCGCUCUUCGGCACCUUUUCCUGUCUCAGGAUCGGAAUGCGGGGUCGGGAGCUGAUGGGCGGCAUCGGGAAAACCAUGAUGCAGAGUGGCGGCACCUUUGGCACAUUCAUGGCUAUCGGGAUGGGCAUCCGAUGCUAAUCAGGGCAAUGGGUGCCCACAUCAACCCCCUGCCAUCAGUCUCAGCCCAUGUACUAUAUAAUAAAGACUUU
Molecule: messenger RNA, 468 nt
Organism: Pteropus alecto (black flying fox)
Lineage: Eukaryota; Metazoa; Chordata; Mammalia; Chiroptera; Pteropodidae
Gene: ROMO1
Product: reactive oxygen species modulator 1
Exons: 3
Coding region: 158-397 (79 amino acids)
Biological process (GO): protein import into mitochondrial matrix; protein insertion into mitochondrial inner membrane
Cellular component (GO): TIM23 mitochondrial import inner membrane translocase complex
Source: RefSeq, a predicted model, not a curated record